Messenger RNA from Rotaria sp. Silwood1, 1170 nucleotides. Lineage: Eukaryota; Metazoa; Rotifera; Eurotatoria; Philodinida; Philodinidae. The record is from the annotation of a GenBank genome assembly.
AUGCUUAGAAGUGCAGCUGGAGCCAUAGGAACAGAUCAUCAUUUAAUGCGUGUCAAAAUCAAAUUACAUUUGAAAAGUCGAAAGAAACUAAUGAAACAGAGAAGAGUUCAAUAUGACAUUACUAAAUUUAAAGAUGAUAAAGCAUUAGAAUCGUUUCAAUGUGAUCUCCGUGGAACUAUCUCUGGUACAUCUGAUGAUACAAUUAGUAUUGAUGAAAAAUACUCAUUAUUCAUGGAACAUUUGAAAGUAAAUGCAGAAAAACAUUUUAGAUUAGACAAGAAUACUAACCGAAAAAGAAAAGAAGGGCUCACGGACGAAAUAUUACAAAUCGUAGAUCAGAAAUCAUUACCUCUCCUAAAUUGGCAGAAUCACCGUGGCACUAAUUUAGAAAUAGAAACCAGAAAUAAGUAUCGACGUCUUAGAAAAUUAGCUAAGAAGAAAAUCGAUGCACGUCAAAUUGAAUACUGGGAUGAAAUUUGCGAAGAAAUAGAAAACUCUAUUAAACUGAAUGAUCCAGCAGCUGCUUUCUCGAUCAUAAGACGUUUACGCGGUGGCAGUAAACGAAUUGAAAGCAUGCCAAUUAAAGAUAAGAGCUGCAAACUACUUUUGAACUCAUCAGAUCGACUACAACGAUGGCGUGAACACUUUGAUGAACUACUUAAUGCUCCAUCAACAGUCGAUCAAAAACUUAUUGAUGAAAUUCAAAUUGAUACAUUAUCUAAAGAAGAGGAAAAGAGACAAAACACUGUACCAUCAAUAGGAGAAAUAAGAAGAGCAUUAUCUCAAAUGAAAUCAAGGAAAGCACCAGGAAAUGAUGAAGCAAAAGUGAGAGUUGAAGGUGAAUUAUUGGAUAGUUUCUUAAUUGAAAUUGGAGUGCAACAAGAUGGUAUACCAUCACCAAUCCUGUUUAACAUUUUAUUUGAUUUUAUCAUCAGAAAAGUUAUAGAAGAGGCUGGUAUUGCUGAAGCCAAAUUUUCUUAUGGUACUAAUGAUUUUUUUCAUGACAAACGGGAAACCUAUGAGAAUUUUAACAUCUUAACACUACUUUAUGCUGAUGAUCUUGCAGCUAUGUGUGAAGCAGCAUCUGAUCUAGCAACAUUUAUUCGAACAUUUGAAAAAGUGACUGAAGAAUUUGGAUUGACAAUGAGUGUUAAAAAACAUGUAUUAUGA